AAUAAAAUUUGUUGUAAGAAAUUCAUAUAAAUAAAAUUCAAUAUUCUUUUUACAACUAGUAUAGAAUUUUUUAAAGUAAACUCAUCAAGGAAUCAACAUAACAUAAUCGAGUGGCAAAAUGAAUUUUUUUUUACUUUUGAUGUCAAUGAUGUCUUUAAAAGUAGUCUUAAGUGAUAACGCAAAAAAUUUAUUCUGUUUCCAUACUCAGUAUUUUCUAAACUUUUUUAACCAUAAUGAAAGAUUUUUGUUAGAGAUCGAAAAAAAUGAAGAUUAUAUCACAAUCGAAAAUCUAACAAAUUAUGGCAAGGCACUUCAAACACACGGUAAAGUAAUUAUGUUAUUUUUGAAUAACUUGAAAAACAGUUAUAAAAGCAUUUUUCCUUGUAGUUUAAUCACGGUAAAUAUGUACUUAAAUAACAUUUCUGGUUCUUUAAAUAUGAUUGCUCUAAACAAUGAUGGUGAAAAAAAUGAUGCCAUAAAAUUAUUAAAAGGCUACAAGAUUAUACAUCUUGCAGUUAAAGAACAACUAACAAAUUACAUAUGUGGAUAUUGUAAAAAUGUACAGUUUGAUGAUAAUUUGGUUAGUUGUAGUUAUCCAAUAGUUAAUAACAAUUAUACUACUGUUAAUCUAGUAAACAUAAAUAAUUAUCUCAAGUAUAAGAUUAUAAUGAAGUUUAAUUAUAAAAAUAAAAGUAACUUUUACAAAAAUUAUCAUCCAAAAACUUUUUUGUUUUACAAUAUAAUGACCCAACAGAUUCUCUACAACGAAAAUAAUACUAUAGAAAUAGAUGAUAGUCAACACAUAGAAUUAAAUCAACUUCGUUUCACUCCACUUAACAUCAGAUGCACUGACGGUACUCGUUUAACUAUACAAGAUGUAUUUCAGUAUAUGAUAUAUGAUUUUAAUUCUAAGGAUGUUCAAGCGUAUAUAAAGAUAAUACUUGUGGCUACAUUUCGACCUUUAGCUAUUCUAAUUCGCAACUUUUUAACCUUAAUUCAAGUUGCGUCUUCAGAAAACUCAGAUAAUGUAAAAUUUUGGUUAAAACCUAAUUUUAUUGAAAUGGGUAAAAAAAUAAUGCAAUAUUUAUUAAAAUUUAUUUCUCUCCCCAUGUUGAUGUAUAAACGGACAUUUCUACAAGACAACGUCUUAAAUGAAUUUUUUAUCGUUUUAAGCAAUUAUGCUAAAAAAAAAAAAUUGUCCGAAUUAGAUAAUAAAACUAAUGAAACAUUAAUUAAAACACUAUCGAAUUUCUUCAUGAAAAACAGUAUACACUUUACAAAUCAUAUAGAACUAACCAAUAAAAAGAUUACUGAAAAUAAUGCUGAUCAAAUUAAAAAUCAAUUAAAACAAAUCAUGAAAAAAUUGAAUAUCUAUAUGAAAGAUUUGACAAAAUGGGAAAAAAAUUUUGAAUUUAUUGUAAACAAAUUUAGGGUGCGGUCUUUCAAUGUGGCACAUUUGAAAAAAAUUAUUGAUUUUAAAAUUUUAGAUCGUAUUUGUAAUACUGAAGCACAUUCUGAAAUAUAUAGUUUUAUUACGAAACAUAGUAACAAAACUGAUAUAGAUUAUUAUAAAGAUGUAGAAUAUGUGGAUGAUAAUAUUACAGAAUUUAGCUUAGAGAAUCUAAACUUUGACCAAAAUGAAAAUUAUAUCAAUACAAAUGACUUCACUGUAAAUCAAUCAACUCAUAAUCCUCAUUAUAUGAUUGAUUAUUUGCCGUACGACGUGUAACGUGAAAUAUUUAAAACUGUUUUGAAUAUUAAUACUUAAAAUCAUAAUUACUUAUUUAAAAAAAUUUUAUUUUUUCCAUUUUACGUUUGAUAUUUUUUAUUGGUUAAACAAAAAUUUUUAUUAGUGCAAUAUAACAUUUAUCAAACAAGCAAAUAUUCUAUUACAAUAAAAAAACUGUUAAUUGUAUUUAUUUUCAGUGUGU
Daktulosphaira vitifoliae (grape phylloxera) is the source of this 1931-nucleotide messenger RNA. RefSeq lists its product as uncharacterized. The transcript has 2 exons. The coding region runs from base 119 to 1729 and encodes 536 amino acids. The record is from RefSeq and is a predicted model, not a curated record. Lineage: Eukaryota; Metazoa; Arthropoda; Insecta; Hemiptera; Phylloxeridae.